AUGCCGUGGCUAGGGGCCGCAUUAUGUGGUCUUUCGACUACCGAUUCCACCCCGAGCGAGUCGAAUCCCGCGUUUGAAAACAUUCCAGUUUAUUUAAAACCGUCCUCGAGCGCGUUUCGGAAGCCCAGCUUUUACAUCCCGCGCAUGCGAGAAUCCGUCGAGGUAACUGAGGGCCGCAAUGCAAUUUUCCGCGUCGACGGACUAGGCUCGGCGCUUCCUCUCUUCGCCAUCAGCUCGGCGUCUUGCGAAUACUAUUCCCUACGGCUUCCUUUGCUGAAAGCGGGAUUUAAACGACUUUGCGCACCUUUAGAGGGUGUGUUUUGCAAUCUCAUAUGGGGACGAUCAAUGGCCUCCCUUUCGCUCGGAACGCCUUCUUCCACAUCCCUGCAGGCCAUUUCCAAGCUUCUUGAGUCAGAAAAUGCCCUCGCCCCGGACCUAAGGGAACGUUUAAGUCUGGCGCUGAAGGAAAUGAACUGGGCCUCUCUUCUGAAGGCUCAAAACCCCUAUCAACGCUUCAAUCACUUUCCCCUUAGCCAUCAGAAUCUCGGCUGCAAGCGAGAGAUGGCCAAUAAUUUACGUCGCAUUCAGCUUCACAUCGAACAGAUGAAUUGCAGCCUUUUGAAGUCUAAAGGGGAUUUAUCCCAAGCUUUUUCAGGGAUGGCAGAUAUGUACGACUUCGCACCGCAGACGUGGGCCUAUCCGCAGGAAAAGAAGGCCCUUUUAUCUCUUUUUCGCUCUUCGUCAAGCUCGGAGCAGUUUAUUUGGAAGCCCGCGAGGGGGAGCUGCGGGCGGGGGAUUUUUCUCACCCAGGGCCAUGUCUCGGCGGAGCGCGUGAUGGAUGAAAUCGACAAGAAGGCCUCCGGAGAGAAGCCAGGGGGAAGAAUGUACCGCCAAUAUGUUGUGCAGAAAUACAUCGAUAACCCACUUUUGCUGGAUGGGAAAAAGAUGGAUUUGCGGCUUUACGUCGCCGUCACCUCGUACAAUCCACUGACAGUGUAUUUGCAUGAGGAAGGUCUGGUGCGUCUUGCCGCGGAGCCCUAUGCUAACGACACGGAAAGCGAACUCUCCUCCUCGUACCCUUCCAACGUGAAUGAAUUCGACAAUGCCGAUGUAAUUCAGCUGGCUGUGAACGGCCUAUCGGGGGAAUGCACCGAUGCGCAGUUCCGAAACCGCUUUCGUCAUCUCACAAACUACUCAAUCGGGCGUAAAUACCCCGCCUUGAGGCCGCUUUGGCAGCGCGGGUCCUUUCUGGAAGGUCAAACGCACCCGAGCGAAGUGGAAACGAGCAUAUCCACCCAACCACACAUUAUGACAGAGCCUGAGAAUGUAGAGGAAGGGGAGUUAAAAGGAGUGGAAAUGCCCCUUCCCGAGCUAAAAUGGAGCCUCCAGCGGUUGUGGACGCAUUUGGAUCGCGAGUAUAGUACUAAAGAAGGAGGGAAUAGCGGACCUUUUUUAACACCAUCUGAACGAUUAAAAGAGGAAAUUGCGUUGAUUAUUACGCGGGUUCUGAUGUCUGUCCGACCUACCAUCCUCCAAGCGCUUCAUGGACCAUCUAAUAGUGUUUUAUCCUCACAAACGCCUUCAACGCGCACUGGGGGGACUGGCUUUUUCGAGCUUUAUGGCUUUGAUAUUAUGCUCGACAAUAAGUUAAACCCAAAGCUCCUUGAAGUGAACACGAUGCCAUCUUUGGAGAGCAGCUCAGAUUUUGACUACGCCGUUAAAAGCAAUGUCGUGGCGGAUUUACUUAAUUUAUCGAUGAUGGAGGCCUUUGAGCGCCCACAAGAAGCGCUCUCCCCUUUUGUAAAGAAUUCGGAUCACCUGCAUUCGCCCGAUAUUACGGUAAGGCCAUAUAUUCACUCCUGGGAUAAAUUUUAUCAAGCGAAAGGUGGUGAUCAAACCCCUCAAAUCUACUCUUCGAUUCAACAGAAGGAAAUUACUUUGAAGCUAGCAGAUGAACUGGAGUAUGCGCGGGGGUUCAAACGGAUAUUCCCACCCGUAUCCGCUCGGGAGCUCGCUCGAAAUACUUCUUUUUCGUCGAAUUAUCCUAUUGAUGCUUCUAGUCGACAAUCGAAAAAGGAUUUAGAAGCUUACAAUACCCUAGAAUUUUUAACACAAGAAGAUGAAUGGGCACUUGAAUCGUCAUAG
This is a messenger RNA of Phytomonas sp. Hart1, 2145 nucleotides long. NCBI's taxonomy places the organism in Eukaryota, Euglenozoa, Kinetoplastea, Trypanosomatida, Trypanosomatidae. The record is from the annotation of a GenBank genome assembly.